AUGUCCUCCGCCCCCGUAGCCCCCAUCCGCCAGCCCCGAGGCCCGUCCCAUCACUCAUUCUCAUCAACCUCCCCCCCCGCGCCCCCGACCGGCAACUCGCCCACCCCGCCAGGGGGCAACACCGCCAGCGGCCCACCAGCAGCUGACCAGGAUUCUCUCAAGAGGGCCAACACGGUCUCAAACCCGCGCCAUCACCAGGCCAGCGCCUCCAUCUCGGCCAACCCUGCGGCGUCCUCAGCUUUUCACGGUCCUGCUGUUUCUACCAACUCGGUCUCUUCUGGUAAUACCACAGGGUCCGGUGGCCGGAGCCGUGUAAACAGGUUCAGGAGCGGAUCGUUGUCGGCUGCUUUGCCUGAUCCCGGGUUGGUAAGGCGAGGAAGCGGGAGGGAGGUUAGGAAGGAGGUGGUGCUGGAGAGCCAGGUCGAAGGAGAGAACCAUGAGAUGGGCGGGCAGCAGUGGAACAAGGGUCUGAGCAGGCAGUCCAGUUUGCCUUCCAGGCGAGGUCUCAACCCAGUUCAGCAGCCCGACCAGCCACUUCCCUCCCGUCCAUCUCGCAGGCUCGCAGUGAAUACCGCUGGGCAAAUAACAGGCCCCACCCCGCCUCAAUCGGCGCAUGGUGCUUCGCACUCGCUCUCGUCCUUGUCCAUGCUCUCGCAGCCGCAAUACAACAACCAGGGGUUGGAUGAACCGAUCAAUGCUGGUGUUGGCGGGAAUGGAGGCGGUGCGGGCGUGUCAAGGACGCAGAGCUUGAGGGCACAGGCAAAGCAUAUAUCGUCUGGCAACCUGGGAAGAAGCACGAGUCUGAAGGCCGUUGGCGAGCACACUUACCGCCCAUCCAUGUCCAAUAUCAACCCUGAUUCCCAGCCGACCCCGCCCAACGUCUUGUCGCCCCAGAAUGCCUUUUCUCCCCCUACCCCACCCCCUCUUUCUUCCACCGCCGCCCUCCCGCCCUUUGGCCUGCCCGGGUAUGAUAGCGCCAUCGCUACCGGUCCUGCCGACGUUAAACGCCACCAAAGUCUCAACCAAGGUUAUGGAUCACACUCUAGGGUGCGAGACAGGCUUGAAAAGAGUCCAGCUGUUGUGUCGUUGGAAGGCAGAGGUAACGAGGUCAGGCAGAGACUGGACUCUGGCAGGCUGGACGAGGAUGAACCUCCCACGAGCCCCGUUGGGCCCUCGGUGUGGUCCAACAACCCCAGACUUGGCGACGGAUGGGCGUCUGCUCCCGGUCAGGCCAACAGCACCAAGAAUGCUUCUCAGCAAUUGCAAGACGCUUUCGAGGCCAUGAACCUCGGCAGAAAGAUGAUGGCGCCCGAAAACGGUUUCGCCCAAGGACCACUCAUCAACGGAGGCUACGGCCUCAACCGCGAGAGGCUCAACCUCGAGACCAACAUCAUGCGUCACUCGCACGCUGGUUCGCCCGCCUCUGGUCAGCUGCAGAGAAAGGGUUCUGGAGCAGAUGGAGAGCCUAGCUGGGUCAACAAGCUUGUAGGGGGAGACAACACCCCUAUGUUGGGGCACAACAUGCCCCGAUCUGCCAGCACUCACAGCUGGGGUGGUGAGCGGGACCGCAAUGACCAAGGGUACUCGGGUUACCCGGGUAACUACAUGAACUUCAACAACAACGGGUAUAUGCCCAUGCCUCAGAAUCAUCAGGGGAGGAUGAUGCCUCCGAUGCCGAUGCCUGGCAUGAACUACAUGGGUAUGCCGGGCUACGCUCAAGGCUUCUCUGGAUAUAUUCCCAAUGGUCAGCAGCUCGGUGGGCCUGGGAACGGGCACGGGGGACAAGGCCAACAUGCCUAUCCCUCUCCGCCAGCAUCGGCGGGAAUGGGCGCGCAGGACAAGGAUGUGAUUGAGCUGGCAAGGAAGAAGGGUUUGAACCCUGCGACCUUUGAGUGUCGGCCCCAGGGAGCGAGGUUUUUCGUCAUCAAGUCUUACACUGAGGAAGAUGUCCAGAAAUCACUUAAGCAUGAAAUCUGGUCCUCCACUGUGCUCGGCAACAAGCGUCUUGAUGCGGCCUACCGCGAGAAUGCCGGCAAAGGUCCAAUCUACCUGGCCUUCAGUGUCAAUGGCUCUAGGCACUUCUGUGGCGUUGCCGAGAUGACCACUCCGGUGGACGAAACCAAGACUUCCAAGGUCUGGGCCCAGGACAAGUGGAAGGGCAUCUUUGAGGUCAAGUGGAUCUUUGUCCGGGAUGUCCCCUCUGCCGCCCUGCGCCACAUCCGCCUUACCAACACCCCCGAGUGCAAGCCCAUUACCAACUCGCGCGAUACCCAAGAGCUGCCUUAUGAAGCCGGUUCCGAAGUUUUGCAGAUCUUUUUGGAUCACCAGACAAAGAGCAAGACGAGUCUGCUGCAGGACUUCGCCUACUACGAGCAAUUGUCUGCGAACCGCCAAGGCCCAAGCCCCAAUGGCAAUGCUGCCCAACUGAAUCAAAUUCAAACACCUGUCUCUGCUGGCGGUCAUCAGCCACCCCAGCUCGCUCCUGCGAUGGGCAUCUCGAAUGGCGCCUCUGUACCUCCCGUCCCCACCAUUCCCGACCGAUUCGCAUAG
This is a messenger RNA of Cryptococcus wingfieldii CBS 7118, 2550 nucleotides long. RefSeq names its product YTH domain family 2. Gene Ontology annotation, molecular function: mRNA binding; N6-methyladenosine-containing RNA reader activity. The transcript has 7 exons. Gene Ontology annotation, cellular component: cytoplasm. Gene Ontology annotation, biological process: mRNA destabilization. Lineage: Eukaryota; Fungi; Basidiomycota; Tremellomycetes; Tremellales; Cryptococcaceae. The record is from RefSeq and is a predicted model, not a curated record. Bases 1 to 2550 code for a protein of 849 amino acids.